Pelmatolapia mariae (spotted tilapia) is the source of this 1609-nucleotide messenger RNA. RefSeq lists its product as uncharacterized. NCBI's taxonomy places the organism in Eukaryota, Metazoa, Chordata, Actinopteri, Cichliformes, Cichlidae. The coding region runs from base 24 to 1079 and encodes 351 amino acids. Gene Ontology annotation, cellular component: plasma membrane. The record is from RefSeq and is a predicted model, not a curated record. Gene Ontology annotation, molecular function: transmembrane signaling receptor activity. The transcript has 7 exons.
CAGUAAACCAUCAGAGCCUCAUCAUGAAAGUCCAUCACACUCUGAUCUGCUUCUUCUUCCUCUCUCUGCAGGAUGGAAACCCUGAAGUCACCAAUGCUCAGUUUCUUCACUAUGGAGUCAUUGGAGGAGGUGUUACAGCUAAAUGUGUCCAUUAUGAUAGACAAACAUGGAAGAUGUUCUGCAGAGAAGAAUGUGAAGGAGAAAACAUUCUUAUUAAUACAACUGAUGCCAGAGCUCAAACAGGCAGAUACAGCAUUGAAUAUUACUUUGAUCUUGAGACUGGUUCUCAUGGUUUAUAUGUGAGCAUCUCAAAGCUGACUGAGUCUGACUCUGGACAGUACAGCUGUGGUUUGGGUGGAUCUUCAUCAUCAGCUUCAUUCACACCGUUUGGAAUCUUUGUUGCUGAAGCACUGCUGGAUGGAAACGAUGAUCCUGCUCAGCUGAAAAACUUCUAUAAAGAAACUGGAAGCUCUCUCACAGUCGGAUGCUCCUUUAAACACCCUGGAUACAGAAAAAUGUUCUGCAGGGGAGAAUGUCAAAUAAAUGAGGUUCUGAUUGAAACUGAUCAUGUCAGAGCUCUGAGAAGCAGAUACAACAUUGGAUAUGAGUCAGGAGUUCUGUAUGUGAGCAUCACACAGCUGACCAAGUCUGACUCAGGACGGUACAGAUGUUUCCUGGAGGGAACUUUCAGCAGUUCAUUCAGAGACUUUAAGGUCACUGUAACAGAUGCAGCUGGACCAUCAGCCACAACUACAGGAAGCUCCACACCUUCAUUAACUUUGACUGGAAGCACUGAGCAGCCUGAAGGAGCAGCAUCUACAGGUUUGCUGCUGUAUGUGAUCAUCUCUCUGCUCAUCAUCAUCAUCCUCUCAUCACUGACUGUUCUAAUAAUCUGCAUCAAGAGGAAGAGCAACAGAGGUUUGAGGACCAGAGGAAACUCAGAGGGCACAAACAUGGAGGACGUCCACUAUGAGAACUGUACUCCAGGUUCUACACGUGAAGACUCGACCUACCAGAGCCUCGAUCCAGCCGGCAGAGACCAGGACCAGACCUACUUUACACUCACACGUCACACAUGACACUCUCUGGAUUCACACCUGAGUUUGUUUCAGUGCCUCAGGUUUAAAGUUUGAACACAGACCCUGAAAACUGUAAAUAUUAACUCACUUUUGGAUUCAGCUUCAAGUGGCCGUUAGAGGAACUGCAGCUGUCUGAACGUUACUUUUACAUUUAUCUCAUUUGUUUUUCUUUUUUUCUUCAUGCUUAUCAGCUUAUUAAUGAAUAGUGAUGAGUCUAUAGAGGGUAAAUAGUCAGUCUGGUGCAAAAACAACAACCUGGAGCUCAGUGCUGUCAGAAUAGUAGAGAUGGUUGGAGACUGCAGAAGGAACCAGCCCCACCAGCCUCCAUCAUCCUACAUGAGUGCCCCGUGGAGACUGUGAAGUCUUUCUGCUGCAGUGUGUCAUCCAUUUGGCUGAGAAGGUGUCUGCAGUCUUCCUUCUCUCCAACACCUGGACACCUGCAGGACCCUGAAACUGACACGAAAAAUGUCCUCUGACCCCUCCCACCCUGGACAGAAACAGUCACUCCCCUCUGUAUCAUGAAACUGCAA